GGAGCUCGGGCGGAGUUGUGGGAGGGGAGGAGGAAGCGGCGGAGGGGAGUGGGGGCCGGUCCCAGAAGAUGGCGGAGGCGGGGGAUUUCUGGUAGGUCCUAUUUUAGGACGAGAUGCAAUAUUGUUGAAACGCCAAUCUGCUUUGGUUCAGGCAGUUGGCUUUUCAGCUGAGAAGCCAUUUCUUCUUCCUCUUUUUUAAAUUUUUUUGCUGACUUACUGAACUUAUGAAACCAUGGCGGAAGGAGAGACACAGUCACCUGGGCCCAAAAAGUGUGGUCCUUAUAUCUCAUCUGUCACUAGCCGAAGUGUGAACUUGAUGAUUCGAGGAGUAGUGCUGUUUUUUAUUGGAGUAUUUCUUGCAUUAGUGUUAAAUUUACUUCAGAUUCAGAGAAAUGUGACGCUUUUUCCACCUGAUGUGAUUGCAAGCAUCUUUUCUUCAGCAUGGUGGGUACCGCCGUGCUGUGGCACAGCUUCAGCCGUGAUUGGGUUAUUAUACCCCUGCAUUGACAGGCAUCUAGGAGAACCACAUAAAUUUAAAAGAGAGUGGUCCAGUGUAAUGCGGUGUGUAGCCGUCUUUGUUGGUAUAAAUCAUGCCAGCGCUAAAGUGGAUUUUGAUAACAACAUACAGUUGUCUCUCACACUGGCUGCACUAUCCAUUGGACUGUGGUGGACUUUUGAUAGAUCUAGAAGUGGUUUUGGCCUUGGAAUAGGAAUUGCUUUCUUGGCAACUUUGGUCACUCAACUGCUAGUCUAUAACGGUGUUUAUCAAUAUACAUCUCCAGAUUUUCUCUAUGUUCGCUCUUGGUUACCGUGUAUAUUUUUUGCCGGAGGCAUAACAAUGGGAAACAUCGGUCGACAGCUGGCAAUGUAUGAAUGUAAAGUUAUCGCAGAAAAAUCUCAUCAAGAAUGAAGAAGGCAAAAACAUAUCUUUUGUACAGAAAAACAAGAUGAAAAGGGCGUGUAAAUGAUAGCUAUACCAACAAAACUUCGGACUAUAAAAUUGCCAGGAUGCAGUUUUCCCCUUAAUUGGUGUGUAUAUAUAUACACACAUAUACAUAUAUAUAUAUACACACAUACAUAUGUUACUGCAAUCUGUGAUUGCCUAAUCUGUAAAUCAAGUACAAACCUUUAUGUAUUUGACUUAAAUAACUGUAAAAUAUGUAUGCACUACAUUAAAAAACAUGUUGAUUAAUAGAUGAAAUUUUUAAAUUAAUUUUUUAGACAUACCAUAUAUUGUAUCACAAUGUUGAUGUGCCAAAAUAUUCAGUUAUCGUCAUGCAGAGUAUAAGAAUGCUUUGAACAAUUUAUGAACUUACUGAAAUAAAAUAUGAGGAAAGCCAAAAAAAAAAAAAAAAAGCAAAUGGAAAGCGGUAUAUUCUCUUUUGCUUACUGUUGUGCCUUUUUAUUUUUCUAAUAUAUAGCAGUACGAGUUAUAGGUGCCCUAAUGUGUGGUUAGUUUCUAUUUUAAGGUUGUCUCGGAGAGCUUUGGGUGUUUUAAUAUAUGAUGAAAAAGAACUUCCAGGGAACAUUUUCAUACCUUCAUUACUGGAGAGAGUCCAAAGAGUAAUUUUUUGUUUUAACAGAUUUUACUGGAGGUGAAACUCCCAGCAGGAGAGUUUAUCAGCAUUAAAUUGUUUUGAGUCUAAAUCUUUAAGAAUACAUAUAAUUAAAAGUAAGGACCAUUGAAAAAUUUAACUAGAGUAAAUAUGUUUUACAAAUACAAAAUGACCUUCUGGAGUGCCACAAAGUGUUAGUGAUAUUAACUGUCAUUUGCAGUACAGUAUUCCACUGCUUUUGCACAUGGAACGCAUAAGAAUUCCCGAACAGGUCAAAAUGAAGUUUCUAAUUGUCUUGGGUUCUAUAAUCUGUUGGGUUCUGUAAAGCGAACCAUUUGAGCUGGGCUGCUUCAUAUGAUUGAUUGUCAGUGGAUUGCAUCCGAGGAGUGGAUGGGCACAUAAUUUCUUAUGUAUCCAUGUGCCCAUUAGUGAACAGUUCAAGAAAGUAUUGUUUAAGAAUGUAUUGGGAUGGCAUAUUGUGCAUGUUAAAGAUCCUGGUAACAGUUUUGUGCAUAUUUUUCCAACAACUAGAGCCUUUUGAGUGUGAUUUAAACAUAGUCUUAGUUGACCUUUUCCCCCAGUUUUUAUUUUUGAAAUUGAUGGCAGUUGUCUGAUACACAAGGGUGAAAUCUGCUUACUCUGGAGGGGUGUGUGUGUGUGUGUGUGUGUGUGUGUGUGUAGGAUUGAGUGAGGGAGUGUGUGUGUGUGUAGGAUUGAGUGAGGGAGAGUGUGUGUGUGUGUGUGUGUAGGAUUGAGGGAGAGUGUGUGUGUGUAGGAUUGAGUGAGGGAGAGUGUGUGUGUGUGUGUGUAGGAUUGAGUGAGGGAGAGUGUGUGUGUGUGUGUGUAGGAUUGAGGGGUGUGUGUGUGUGUGUGUGUGUAGGAUUGAGUGAGGGAGUGUGUGUGUGUGUAGGAUUGAGUGAGGGAGAGUGUGUGUGUGUGUGUGUGUAGGAUUGAGGGAGAGUGUGUGUGUAGGAUUGAGUGAGGGAGAGUGUGUGUGUGUGUGUGUGUAGGAUUGAGUGAGGGAGAGUGUGUGUGUGUGUGUGUAGGAUUGAGUGAGGGAGAGUGUGUGUGUGUGUAGGAUUGAGUGAGGGAGUGUGUGUGUAGGAUUGAGUGAGGGAGAGUGUGUGUGUGUGUAGGAUUGAGUGAGGGAGAGUGUGUGUGUGUGUAGGAUUGAGUGAGGGAGAGUGUGUGUGUGUGUGUGUGGGAUUGAGUGAGGGAGAGUGUGUGUGUGUAGGAUUGAGUGAGGGAGAGUGUGUGUGUAGGAUUGAGUGAGGGAGAGUGUGUGUGUGUAGGAUUGAGUGAGGGAGAGUGUGUGUGUGUGUAGGAUUGAGUGAGGGAGAGUGUGUGUGUGUGUGCAUAGGAUUGAGUGAGGGAGAGUGUGUGUGUGUGUGUGUGUAGGAUUGAGUGAGGGAGAGUGUGUGUGUGUGUGUAGGAUUGAGUGAGGGAGAGUGUGUGUGUGUGUAGGAUUGAGUGAGGGAGAGUGUGUGUGUGUGUGUGUGUAGGAUUGAGUGAGGGAGAGUGUGUGUGUGUGUGUAGGAUUGAGUGAGGGAGAGUGUGUGUGUGUGUGCGUAGGAUUGAGUGAGGGAGAGUGUGUGUGUGUGUGUAGGAUUGAGUGAGGGAGAGUGUGUGUGUGUGUAGGAUUGAGUGAGGGAGUGUGUGUGUGUGUAGGAUUGAGUGAGGGAGAGUGUGUGUGUGUGUGCGUAGGAUUGAGUGAGGGAGAGUGUGUGUGUGUGUGCGUAGGAUUGAGUGAGGGAGAGUGUGUGUGUGUAGGAUUGGGUGAGGGAGAGUGUGUGUGUGUGUGUGUAGGAUUGAGUGAGGGAGAGUGUGUGUGUGUGUAGGAUUGAGUGAGGGAGAGUGUGUGUGUGUGUAGGAUUGAGUGAGGGAGAGUGUGUGUGUGUGUGUGUAGGAUUGAGUGAGGGAGAGUGUGUGUGUGUGUGUGUAGGAUUGAGUGAGGGAGAGUGUGUGUGUGUGUGUAGGAUUGAGUGAGGGAGAGUGUGUGUGUGUGUGUGUGUGUGUAGGAUUGAGUGAGGGAGAGUGUGUGUGUGUGUAGGAUUGAGUGAGGGAGAGUGUGUGUGUGUGUGUGUGUAGGACUGAGUGAGGGAGAGUGUGUGUGUGUGUGUGUAUGUGUGUGUGUGUGCAUGUGCUCAUGCUCUCUUAAUAUGUCAACUAGAUAUUUUUCCAUUUUUGAUUUUAAAACCAUUUCUGUCAGACUGAGAUCUUGUAUGCCAAACUUUAAUCUGCUCUUAUGUUUUAAGGCUGAAAGUGUGAAAAUCCUAAGAGGAUUUCCUAUUGAAUAUACGUACACAAUCUUAACUAUAGUGGUGGUAAACAUACUACUGUAAUUUAUUAUUCUAUCUUCCAGAUAAUGUUAUUCACUUAGAA
Messenger RNA from Eubalaena glacialis (North Atlantic right whale), 3938 nucleotides. RefSeq names its product insulin induced gene 2 (gene INSIG2). Gene Ontology annotation, biological process: SREBP-SCAP complex retention in endoplasmic reticulum; cholesterol biosynthetic process; cellular response to insulin stimulus. NCBI's taxonomy places the organism in Eukaryota, Metazoa, Chordata, Mammalia, Artiodactyla, Balaenidae. The transcript has 6 exons. The record is from RefSeq and is a predicted model, not a curated record. Bases 233 to 910 code for a protein of 225 amino acids. Gene Ontology annotation, cellular component: endoplasmic reticulum; SREBP-SCAP-Insig complex.